AUUCUUUGGCAUGGAUAAGCAUUCAGUGGGAGGAUUAGAACUGACUGAUCAGUCUGCUGAUUUAUUAGAGAAUACAGCCAUGGCAGCUGGUAUCAUGGACAUAAGAAAUUCAUUUGGUCAUCCAGCUAGUCCUUUAGUCAAUAGAUCUAUAAACACUUCAGUGGAAGAUGAUGAUGAUGUUGUUUUUAUUGAAUCUAUACACCCUCCUUCAAUUUCUGCUCCAGGAAUAGCUGAUCAAAGAAACUUGAUAUUGGCGUCAUCAAAACAUGAGAAGCCACAAGGAAAUUAUUCUGUAAUUCUGCCUUCCUCAAGAGAGUUACUUCCUCAGAAGGGAAAUAUAUGUGACACAAUUGUUAUUGAUGAUGAAGAGGACAUAGAAACAGAUGAGGGGCAGGAGAAAAAUUGUUCUACUUUUACUGAAUGGGGACUUCCAGGAACUAAAACUAGUGUCAAAGAUUUGGAUUUCUCCACUACCAGUCUGUCAAGAAGUAAGACCAAGACUGGAGUAAGACCUUUUAAUCCUGGUAGAAUGAAUAUGGCAGGAGAUGUGUUUCAGAAUGGAAGAUUUACAAGUCAUCAUAAUCCUGAUUCUUGGAUCUCCCAGUCAGCAUCAUUUCCUCGAAAUCAGAAACAAGCAGGAAUGGAUUCUUUAUCACCAGUGGCCUUACUUCCUAAACAGAAUUUCCAGACUACAUCCCAACAACAACUUAAACCAGCUAAAAUCACUUGUGCAAACUGCAGAGAGCCUUUACAGAAGGGACAGACAGCUUAUCAACGGAAAGGAUCUCCUCACCUCUUUUGUUGUACUACCUGCCUUUCUUCUUUCUCUCGUAGACGGACUCGAAGGACACGGAAUAUAAUAUGUAAAAAAGAUACACCUACAAAGAAAGCUACUGUUCUUCCAGUAGAAUCAAGCAGAUCCUCCCAAGGAUUUUAUAGCACACCUUUGUCUCCCUAUGAAGACAACCAGAAUAUUAGAAAAGGAAUUUAUAUUAAGUCAAGAUGUAUAAUCUGUAGUAAAUUAGGAGAGGUUCGCCAUGAAGUCAGUGUUAAUAACAUAACACAUAAACUGUGCAGUAACCAUUGUUUUAAUGAGUACCGAUUAGCCAAUGGUCUAAUAAUGAACUGCUGUGAACAGUGUGGAGAAUACUUGCCCAGUAAAAAUAGUGGAAACAGCAUCCUGAUUGGAGGCCAGCAGAAGAGGUUUUGCUGCCAAAGUUGUGUUAAUGAAUAUAAACAGAUAAUGGAAACAAAAUCAAAAGCAUUAGCAGCUUUAGAAACCAGGAAAAGGAAUGCUAUUACAGAGGAAAAUGAAACAAAAUCAUUUGGAUCAUCAAAUGUGCUUUUGGAAAAAACAGAAGAAAUACCAGAAAAAAAGGAAAAGGCUUCAGAGAUACAGGUUUCUGCAGAAUGUAGUCCAGAUAUACUACCGAAUGAAGAGAAUGUGAAUUUACCUUCCAUGUCAGCCAUAGCUGAUAAAUUUCAAGAGCAACUGGAAAACAAAGAAUCUGAAGACCCCAUUAUGGUUCCAGUUGUUCUUUCUGCAGAUCCAGGUACAUGGCCCCGAGUUUUGGACAUUAAACAGCGAGAUGCUCUUAUUGAAAAUGAGCCACCUCAAGUAAGAAAUUUUAACUUUCCAAAAGACAAUACAGGGAGAAAGUUUUCAGAAACUUAUUAUACAAGAAUUCUUCCAAGUGGUGAGAAAACUACUAGAUCCUGGUUACUUUAUUCAGCCUCAAAAGAUUCUGUAUUUUGUUUGUAUUGCAAACUCUUUGGGGAAGGAAAAAACCAACUGAAAAAUGAGAAUGGGUGUAAAGAUUGGCAGCAUUUAUCACAUAUCCUUAGUAAACACGAAGAAAGUGAGAUGCACAUAAUCAAUAGUGUUAAAUAUUCAAAACUAAAAUCUGAAUUGGAAAAUAAUAAAAGUGAUGAACUUACAGAGCACAGAUUAUAUGAAAAUGAGAAAAGUGAUGGUGUGGUACUUUUGUACACAUAAUAUCCUGAUGUGGUUUUUGAGAUAACAUUGACUUACAUUACUCAGAAAAAAUCUGCACUGUAAGUCAGAACCUUUUGUUGUGAGACUCCUAUACAGAGUAACUUACAAUAGCUAUAAGCAAUAAGUCUAGUAGCAAAUAAAUAAUAAACAAUGUUCCUGUUCCCAGUGAAAAAUAAUUCAGUAGUUGUUAUUGCAGGUUGUAGUAAAGCAAAUUUUUUAUUUUCUCAACCUUAAAAAAGAUCAGCUGGAAACUUUAAAAUUUGUUUUGAGGGGUUGGAGCACUUAUGUUUACUCAGUAGAGUGCUAGCCAGUGAGCUAGUGGCAGACACCAAGUCCUGGUUUUGGCCCUUAAAAAAAGAAAAAAAAAUAGAUGUUUGAGAUUUGCCAUUUUAAUAGAAUUAGUUAAUACUCUGUUCAUGAACAGAAUGGGGUAUGAAACUACAGCUUUUUGCUAUUAAACCAAAUACUUGUUUAUUUCUUUUGAGCAAAACAUUUUUCUAUUUGAGCAAAACAACUUCAUUUGUUAUAUGAGAAUUAAAGUUGUUCAUUUGCAUUUUA
This is a messenger RNA of Perognathus longimembris pacificus (Pacific pocket mouse), 2554 nucleotides long. RefSeq names its product zinc finger MYM-type containing 5 (gene Zmym5). The record is from RefSeq and is a predicted model, not a curated record. NCBI's taxonomy places the organism in Eukaryota, Metazoa, Chordata, Mammalia, Rodentia, Heteromyidae. Gene Ontology annotation, molecular function: zinc ion binding. The coding region runs from base 11 to 1996 and encodes 661 amino acids. The transcript is spliced from 6 exons.